GUUUUCAUUGGACAGUAUUGGAGAGAUCCCAGAUUAGCUUGGACCAGAGAAGACUAUGGUAAUAUAGGUUUUAUCUUCGCAACAGAAUCGGAUGUAUGGAGACCAGCCUUAAUUGUCGCCAACUCAGUCGACAACCUCGGAAUAAUCCAAGAUGCCUACACCCCAUUUCGUAUCACCAGUCAGGGCGGCAUCGUGUGGGAACCUCCAGGUAUCUACGAGGUUCACUGUGUAGCUGAUAUCAGUUAUUAUCCGUUUGAUGAACAAGAAUGUCAUAUCGUGGUCUCGAGCUGGGGGUAUAACUUGCUGGAGGUUAAUGUUACAUACACUGGUUCUGGUAUCAAUCUGGAUGAAUUUAAAACAAAUGGCGAAUGGGACCUGACCGAGAUAAAGACAUUACGCGAAGACAACGUCGAUUCUAAAGGGGACCAGUACGGACGAGUCAAAUUCUUCUUUAAGCUGAAACGGAAGUCGGAAUACUAUUGGCUGAACGUGUUACUUCCGGUUAUCAUCAACUCUGUACUGACAGCUCUGGUGUUCGCUCUGCCAGCAGAAUCUGGUGAAAAGAUGGGAUAUUCGCUUACAGUGCUGUUAUCUUUCGCUGUCUUACUGACUCUGAUUGCAGACAAGAUUCCUUCUACAUCUAUCAAUACAUCAUUAAUAGGUAAGUGA
Lottia gigantea (owl limpet) is the source of this 669-nucleotide messenger RNA. RefSeq lists its product as hypothetical. Gene Ontology annotation, cellular component: synapse; neuron projection; membrane. The annotation marks the transcript as partial. Gene Ontology annotation, biological process: monoatomic ion transmembrane transport; regulation of membrane potential; chemical synaptic transmission. Lineage: Eukaryota; Metazoa; Mollusca; Gastropoda; Lottiidae. Gene Ontology annotation, molecular function: transmembrane signaling receptor activity; neurotransmitter receptor activity; extracellular ligand-gated monoatomic ion channel activity. The record is from RefSeq and is a predicted model, not a curated record. The transcript is spliced from 3 exons.